GCCACACUUGCUGAUUCAAAACUGGAAGUGACUUCCCGGAGUACCAAAGCUUUUGCUUUUAAAACCGCCCGGAACGGGGAGAGGGUGCUGGGUGGGUGCUCAGCAGAUCUGGCAGAACCACGUCGGUCACAGGUGUCCUGCACCACCAGGGCAGAACCGUAAGCCAGCCGAGUCACCGCACAGAGCAAACACCGAUCAGGACACGCAAGGAGUGGGUGCAUUGCUGUAACUCACGGGGCUGUGCCUGGGCUCGAAGGCACCGCUCCCCGGCAGCGUCAGUGCCAGCCCGCCAGGCUGGUUCAGUUCCCUCUGUUUCUGUUGCAGCUCCCUGGGUGCGGCGUGGCAACCGGAGCGUGAUCAUGGCAGCCAAGGCUUUUAGCGCCUCUGAAGGAGGCCUUCUGCCUUCAUCAGCGGGUUUAGUCCUUACUUGCUUGAAUGAUUCUGAUAAGCUAAGUAGAUCCUACCCCUGGGGCGACAAGAGGAGGAAAAGUCGUCUCUCUGGACUCUGUCGGCUUAGAGCAUCUCUGUCUGGGGAGAAAUGGAGCUCUUACUGUUUGUCUUCACUGACAGCUCGUAACAUUUGUUCCAGCAAAACUGGUAACUCAUGGGCUCAGUGGGAUUCCACCUCUCUCUCUGCUUCCAUUGGAAGUUCUGCUUCUUGCUCCUUUUUGCAUGCCCCUGCUGUGGAGGAAUCCAGCCAGCACCUCCCAGCUGCUGCACGCAACCCAAACAAAGCCAUCUUCACCGUGGACGCCGGCACAACAGAGAUCUUAGUGGCUAAUGAUCGAGCCUGCAAGCUGCUUGGGUGCAGUAGUCAGGAACUCAUUGGUCAAAAGCUGUCCCACUUGAUAUCCAAACCCAGUCAAGAGGUGUGGGAAGCUGUGGGUGAGGAGUACCUAGAAACUUAUGAAUGGUCAUCGGUGGUUUCAGGAACUGUGAUGGAUGUUAGAGGCCGCCUCAACGAGAAGAUCCCUGUCUCGGUCUGGCAGAGGCAAAUCAGAAGCAAGGACACCCAGCGCUGUGUGGUUGUGCUGGAACCAGUGGAAAGACUUUCAGCUUCUGUUUGCUUCAGGGUUGACGGAGAGAUUACAUCAUGUGACCUCCUUUUUGCCCAUCUCCAUGGCUACCCAACAUUGGAAGAAGUAGUUGGGCUUCACAUAAAGGACCUGAUUCCUUCUGUGCAGAUCCCUCCUCUGGGCAAAAAAAUCCCAAAGAACCUCAGGACCCAGCGAGCUGCAGGCCGAUCCAGAGAGGGUAACGUGUUUCCUCUCAGUUUAAAGCUGCAAGCCAGCCUUCUGGAGGAGGACCAAGCAAGGGUGCAGAAGGAUGGGAUUCUGCAGACAGAAGGCUCUCUCCCAGGCUAUCAGUACUCUGCUACAGUUGUGGUUUUUUCCACCAUCAGUGGUCUUAUUACUGUCCAGUCAGAUGGAAUCAUCUGUGGCAUCAACGAUAGUUUUGCUUUAAUGCUCUUUGGUUAUGAGAAGAAAGAACUGUUGGGAAAGAACAUUACAUUCCUGAUUCCCGGUUUCUAUAACAACAUGGAGAGAAGCAGUGAGUGUUCUUUGCCUUUCCCUCCUCUGGAUGACUCCACGGGGACAGAGGAAAGGCACAUCUGCAUCAAAACCAAUGCACCCCACUGGAACAAAGAAGAGUUCCUAGACGGUUUCUUAGACAGCAGCUCCUUGGCUGCAUCUUUAGCACACCUUCUGUCACGAGAUGAAGAGCAGAAAUGGGAACAAAGACGCAAAGAUGACAAAUUAAUACAUGAUGAGAAUAAACAAAAGAGCGGGACCGGUUUCUUUUCUCCUCCCUCACCUCCUGAAGUGGCAUCCACCCCCACUAAUAGUUCUAGGCUAGAAGACAUUCUAAAUACCUCAUCCUAUGGCCCAGUGAAGCUGCCUUCUGUUGUUACCAGUAACUCACCUGGAACACCAACAAUGAAUGAGCCAUGGCCAGGGACAGCACUGGACUGCAGGCAAGACUUUCAAAGCCACGUGGUUACAGGUCAGGCAUCAAAAACAAACUCAAGGUGUGAUGCAGAGCAUUCCAGCCUUGAGCAGGUUGUUGUUGAAAACUGCCUGCUAAAUGAUGCUCCAGCCUUCUUUGCACAUGAAAGAAAUACUGUCUAUGAUGUUUGUUCAGCAAAUAAAGUGGGUCACAGUGCUUCUGCACCAGGAGCUGCCACAACCUCUGAAGAUGUUAAAGAAUCAGACACUGAACUGAACUGUAUUUGCUCUGGUCUUGAGGUACUGGGUCUGAAUACUCGUGUCAAGGGGAACUCAGACAAUUCUUUAGGUGUUACUGCAGCUCUUGUAGGAGCAUGCUCGUCUGAUGCAGUAGACUCCAAUAUGCUAACUGAGACAAACAGCACUUUUUCCGCUGGUCAAGGAAAGCAGCUGCUGAGUGGUGUUGCCACAGAAGCUGGUUCUGGGUGGCUGGCCUUCCAGGGGCAUUUACAAAACUCUGAAGAAUCCUCCAAAGCAUUUCCUGAGGCAGCCCAAACUCCUGCAGAAACCGUGGGGCACAGCGCCGGCAGAAACCCCCAGAAAGGCAAAGGGGGGCCUGAAGAACUCGGUCAGCUGCAGGGGCAGCAAAAUAUGGAGAGGAAAGUAACAUCAACCCCCGUGAAACAAGAAGGAAGGCUGAAUCCAGCAGCUCCUUUGAUCUGGGAGAUUCUGGAAGGCAGCUACACUGGGAAUUGCUGUCACAGAGACGGGUCACAGUUCAGUAUACUCUUUGAGGUGAAAUGUGCAGAACUGCAGGACCCCACUGUACUUUUCUGUGUCUGGGUGGUGAAAGACCUUUCGCAGAGCCAGAAGGAAGCUGUAGCAAAGACUCAGCCUUUGCUCUCCAGCCUAGCAAGCUCUGCCCAGUCUGUUGCUGAUCUUUCUACAAACAGUCUUGGAGAAGCCAUCAGAUCAACUUCACUUUUCAAUAAUUCCCGAAGAGCUGAAGAGCUCGGAGGAUUAAGAGCAUGUGAGGGAGAAUACACAAAAAAUUACAGCACUCUCAGUCUGAUUGGCAAAGGCGCUUUUGGCUUUGUCUGGACUGCCAGGAGCAAGAAGGAUCAUCAGGAGGUUGUCGUGAAGUUCAUCUGGAAGGAGAGGGUGCUGGAGGACUGCUGGGUAGAUGAUCCUGAGCUGGGGAGAGUCACUCAAGAAAUUGCAAUCCUGCUGAAGCUGCAGCACCCCAGUAUCAUUAAGGUGCUGGAUGUAUUUGAAAAUGAAUGCUUUUUCCAGCUGGUGAUGGAGAAGCAUGGCUCGGGUCUGGAUCUCUUCACAUUCAUUGAUAAUCAGCCCAACUUGGAUGAGCCAUUAGCGAGUUAUAUAUUCAGACAGCUUGUCUCAGCUGUUGGGUAUCUCCACUGUAGGAACAUCCUUCACAGAGAUAUCAAGGAUGAAAACAUUGUCAUUGCUGAAGAUUUCACAAUUAAAUUAGUGGACUUUGGUUCAGCUGCCUACCUGGAACCUGGGAAAUUGUUUUAUACCUUCUGUGGGACAAUUGAAUACUGCUCACCAGAAGUGCUGUCUGGCAAACCGUACCAUGGCCCCGAGCUGGAGAUGUGGUCGCUUGGCAUCACCCUUUACACCUUGGUGCUUGGGGAGAAUCCCUUCUGUGAGCUGGAGGAGGCCCUGGCAGCUGUCCUGAAUCCUCCUCACCCUGUGUCAGAUGGUCUCAUGGAUCUCAUGGCUGGGCUUCUGCACCCCAUUCCAGAGGAGCGCACGACUCUAGCUGUGCUAGCCGAGGAUCCUUGGCUGCGGCAACCCGUGAACCUGGCUGAUUACACCUGGGAAGAGGUGUACAUCUCUGCUGAGCCAGGUGAGACCACCUCCUGAAGGCUUCUUCAUCCAGCAAUGAUUUAUUGAAGUCUGAACUGUGUUAGUGGGGUAGUUCCCAACCGAAAGUUGCCUGCUGAUACCCAUGUGUGCCCAGUUUAUUAGUGUUCUUACCCAGGACGUGCUUCAAAGCUGUGAGGCCAAGAUUUUAAUGUUGUUCAAAUUGUCCAUAACUCAGAAUAUAUAUUUAUUGUCUGCUUUUACUUUUUAUACGUAGUUUUUGUAUCUUUCUAAAAAGUGAAGGAAUAAAGUAGUGGUAAUAC
Molecule: messenger RNA, 4099 nt
Organism: Pipra filicauda (Wire-tailed manakin)
Lineage: Eukaryota; Metazoa; Chordata; Aves; Passeriformes; Pipridae
Gene: PASK
Product: PAS domain containing serine/threonine kinase
Exons: 17
Coding region: 360-3836 (1158 amino acids)
Biological process (GO): intracellular signal transduction; negative regulation of glycogen biosynthetic process; protein phosphorylation
Cellular component (GO): nucleus; cytoplasm; cytosol
Molecular function (GO): protein serine/threonine kinase activity; ATP binding
Source: RefSeq, a predicted model, not a curated record